Molecule: messenger RNA, 339 nt
Organism: Drosophila mauritiana
Lineage: Eukaryota; Metazoa; Arthropoda; Insecta; Diptera; Drosophilidae
Exons: 1
Coding region: 95-259 (54 amino acids)
Source: RefSeq, a predicted model, not a curated record
AAAAGUAACUAGUCCCAUCUCUAGCCACCGAUCAGCUGUUUGCAAACAAAAUAUUGGCGUUCUAAUUAGUUAUUGCUUCGAUGUUAGUGCAUUAAUGGACUGCUGCGGCAACGAAGUGCGCAGCGAGAGUAUCUACAACAUGCUACAGGCCCUGGUGGACUCGAAGGUGAUCGACGUGCAGCUUUUGUCGAUUGCCGUGGGCAUUUUCUUCGUGGUCAUGCUGCUGAAAAACAAUUUUCGCAGCUUUUCUGUCACGUAGAUGGAUCCAGUUUAGUGUUUAAUAUAUCUCAUAAUGUAAUGUACACUAAGGACUAAUAAUAACUACCAAAAGCCACCUUG